Molecule: messenger RNA, 3100 nt
Organism: Xiphophorus couchianus (Monterrey platyfish)
Lineage: Eukaryota; Metazoa; Chordata; Actinopteri; Cyprinodontiformes; Poeciliidae
Gene: tead3a
Product: TEA domain family member 3 a
Exons: 13
Coding region: 16-1590 (524 amino acids)
Biological process (GO): hippo signaling; embryonic organ development; regulation of transcription by RNA polymerase II
Cellular component (GO): transcription regulator complex
Molecular function (GO): DNA-binding transcription factor activity, RNA polymerase II-specific; RNA polymerase II cis-regulatory region sequence-specific DNA binding
Source: RefSeq, a predicted model, not a curated record
GUCUCCCAUUCCGUCAUGGGAGGAGUUUGCGCUGGAAGCCACAAAACUUUUGCGUGUCGAGUGUUUUCGACGCCACGCCUCUGCGCGUUUUCUUUCCGAGCCCUGAUUUCAUACCAAAUUUAUAAAAUACAUUCCACCUUUUUCUGUUCUAUUGUUCCUACUGUUGAAUUCCAGAGCCCAGUGUUGUGCAGAAACAGGGUUUUACGGGGGAGAAGAAGUUUUGUCCCUGUAAGAGCAGAGCGCGGAAGCCGUUGCGAGGACAUUUCAUGUGCUGCAGGUGAGUGUGUAGCUGGAACCGUCAUCAUUGCGUCGGAGUGGAGUUGCCGAAGCAGCCCUGAUGGGGCGCAGGAGGAGAGCGGGAACGGAGAGGGACUGGCAGAUGGGGCUGACCGUGGAUUGGAUGGCGACCCAGAAGGCGUCUGGAGUCCAGACAUUGAGCAGAGCUUUCAAGAAGCGCUGGCCAUCUACCCUCCUUGCGGGAGGAGAAAGAUCAUACUUUCAGAUGAGGGCAAGAUGUAUGGUCGAAAUGAGCUGAUAGCUCGCUAUAUAAAGCUUCGAACUGGAAAGACACGUACUCGCAAACAGGUAUCUAGUCACAUUCAAGUUUUGGCACGUAAGCGGGUACGUGAAUACCAGGCGAGCAUCAAGGCCAUGAACUUGGAUCAGGUAUCCAAAGAUAAGGCACUCCAGACAGUGGCCAACCUGUCGUCGGCUCAGAUUGUGUCAGCGAGUGUAAUGAAACCUCAGACUCCCUUCCCUCCACCAGUCAGAUACUGGCCCGGCCCUGUCCCAGGACAGCCUGGACAUUCUCAGGACAUCAAGCCCUUUGCACAGCCUCCGUACACUACACUACCAGCGCCUGUCCCUCCACCAAUCAGUUAUGAGACAUUGCCACCACCUCGGCCUACAGCAAUCGCUGCUCCUGUAUGGCAAGACAGAACCAUUGCUUCUGCAAAACUACGUUUACUCGAGUACUCUGCUUUUAUGGAGUCUCAAAAAGACAGAGAGACGUAUAAACACCUUUUUGUUCACAUUGGACCAUCAAAUCCAGGCUACAGCGACCCGGUUUUGGAGUCCAUAGACGUGAGACAGAUUUAUGACAAGUUCUCAGAAAAGAAAGGCGGCCUGAAGGAGCUAUACGAAAAGGGUCCUCACAAUGCGUUCUUUCUCGUUAAGUUCUGGGCGGAUCUGAGCGGUGACAUUGAGGAGGGCCCUAGUGCAUUUUAUGGAGUGAGCAGCCAGUACAGUGGGACCGAAGGCAUCUCCAUCAGUGUUUCCACAAAGGUUUGCUCCUUCGGAAAACAGGUGGUGGAGAAAGUUGAGACAGAAUUUGGUCUAUUAGAGGGAGGAAAGUACAUGUUCCGCAUCCAUCGUUCACCUAUGUGUGAAUACAUGAUCAACUUUAUCCACAAACUCAAGCAUCUCCCAGAGAAAUACAUGAUGAACAGUGUACUUGAGAACUUCACCAUCCUGCAGGUGGUGUCCAACAGAGAGACCCAGGAGACUCUGCUGUGCAUUGCCUUCGUGUUUGAAGUGUCCACAAGCGAACAUGGAGCUCAGUACCAUGUGUAUCGCCUUGUUAAUGACUAGCAGCAUAUCUGGUGCAAAGACUCAUCUGACUUUUGAUACAAAUGGCUUAAAAACACUUAUUUCCAGCUCGGCACACAGAGCCCCAACUCCUUUACUCUGAACGCACUCUUGUCUUUUUUUAAUUUUUUUUUUAGACCAACCGUCACACUUUAGUCGUACCUUUAGCUUGUUUGAUGUGUACAUUUUUCAGAUGGCAAACAGAGCAAGCAGCAACAUCCCACAACGUGCCAACUGUCAUUGCUUUACUUUCUCUUCAUUUUCUGUUUUGUUUGCUUUCUAAGUUAGAAACACGAGUUCAUUGACAUGGAGUAAAACACUGCAGAAAAGGAAAGCAUAGGAAAAACGGUCUCAAAACUCCAUCGGGGACUUUUUGUUAUCUGGUUAAAGCAUUUUUUUUCAGCGGGAUUGAUGCUGUGGUAAAGCAUGUUUUUAACAUCGUAGACAAGACUGACGUAAGACGAGUUUAAGCAUAUGUUUUCUAAACAAAUGAUUUUAGUGAGUGUCAUUGUAACCUGCCACAUUGGCGUCUUAUUGUUUCUGUAUCUUUGAAAGGUACAAAUUCUGUUACGUGAAAAUCAUGGACUUUUAAUCGAUUUGAUCAAAGAUAGAAGGAUCUUAUUGCAGAUGGUCUGCCUCGUCUCAGACAAUAAUGCACUACAUGUAAAGACGUGCAUGUCGUAUUUAUUUUUUAAACACUAUAAUGUAAGGAGAAAGCAAUAUUAUCGAAGCAGUACUUUAAUUGUUUUCAGUGAUGCGUAGUGGGGGAGGUAAAACCUAUUGGAAGACUGGCUCCAAACUGUUUUGGAAAUAAAGUUCACAUUAGUUUCACACUUUUUUAUUGACAAAAUGUAUUUUUAUUUUUUAAAGAAAAAAGGUUCAUACAUAAAAAGACUGUCUUUACUCUGACUGUGUGGGCUUGCUGGAGUUUUUCUACCUCCACAUGAGUUAAAGAUAAGAAUGUGCUAAGCUGAGGAGCACUGAUGUAUAGGAUGUGUACACUACAUUUGUAAUGGUACUAUGUUUAAGCCAAAACAAUAAGAUGUGUUUUGUAAGGUAUUUCUUUUGUAUUUUACCAACACGGUGAGAAAAAUAUGAUAAAAGAUGGAUGUAUAGGUUGGGUAUUGAUGUAUGUAUGGUACAGAUUACACAUUAUUAUCACUCUUAAGUGCAUUUGGGUAGAUUUUUACCUGUCAACACUAACAAACUUCAUCUGACACUCUUGUAAAAUAUCUUUGAAACUGGUACACAUGGCUUUUCACUCCGUUUUUAUAUAUAUAUAUAAACAAGAGGACUGGUGGUUCUGUUUUAAAUUUAAUUUUUAUUGUGGAGUCGACAAAAAGUGCUGCAUUUUUAGUGUCUCUUUGCAUCAUAAUUCCUUUAUUCAAAUCCUCCCAAAGAAUAAAAUCUGUGCUUCUAAGCUGUACCAGUAAAUUCACAUGUUGUUUGAGUCAGAGCGAGAAGACAAGUUAUCCUUUUUAAUGAAUUUUCAAAUAAAAAAUCGAAAAGUUAA